AUGAACCAUGAUCCCACCCCGACCUCGCCGGCGGACGACCCUGAUGCGAACCCCCGUCCCCGCGAGGAAGAAGACAUCGCUGCCGCUGCCGUUGACGACGAUGACGACAAUGGCGCCCCAUCGCAACAGCAGAACGGUUCUGCCGCAGGUACCACACCACGCCGGCGACCGAAACUAUCUAAAAAGGAAAAGGCUGGCAUGGCGAAGAAACUCGCUUUCCUUAUUCACCUUUUGACGAGCCUGGAUCUCCUUAUAUAUGCCGAACUAUGCGUGCUGUAUUAUAUGGACUGUUCCUUUUUCCGACUUCUCAUCCGCUGGAUCCCGCAUUGGCUCUUUCUCAGCGUGAAACUCGAAAUCGCCAUUAUACCAUAUUUCAAUUAUCCGAUCGGUGCCAUUAUCGGACCUAAUGUAUUCUGCAUGUUCUUACAUUUGGUCACGUCGCUUCCGCAAGCAAGCGAGAUAUCAAGAGGCUACUUACACGGCGGAGUGCUCGUCGAUUUCGUCGGGCAAAAGGCUCCCACAUCAAAGUUUUCGCUACUACUAGUCGAUCUAGUGGUGCUUUGUCUGCAGUGUUUGAUGUUGUCGGUCAAUCUUGAAAAGGACCGAAUAAAGAAGAUACUGAAUCCUCCACGACAGCCCGAAGGCAGCGCUGGAACUGCUGCGGCUGCAGCGACGAAUCCAAACCAGGACCAUGAUCAUGAGGAGAGAGGCGUGUUGCGUGAAGGGCCUAAUAUUGAUGAGCUGGAUGGCAUCGAAAUGCAAACAUUCGGGAGUGACGGCGCAGAAACAACAAGUCUGCUCCGGCAGAGGGAUAGUAAUCAGGAGGGUCUACGCGAUAUUUUGGCGUCUGGCAAUGCCAUUUUAGCCGAUUUCCAUGUCCGAACGGCACUGCGACGAGCCUGGACUGACCGCGGCAACACAUCUGAGGCGGCCGCAGCUUACACGUUGCAAAACGUGAGUUAUAAUGCGACUCUGGCAGCAUUAGCGGCUCAGAGAAGAGCUCGAUUAGCUGCCGCGCAAACAGGCGCAAAUAGACGGACAUGA
This is a messenger RNA of Pestalotiopsis fici W106-1, 1044 nucleotides long. RefSeq lists its product as uncharacterized. NCBI's taxonomy places the organism in Eukaryota, Fungi, Ascomycota, Sordariomycetes, Amphisphaeriales, Sporocadaceae. The transcript has 2 exons. Gene Ontology annotation, cellular component: Dsc E3 ubiquitin ligase complex. Gene Ontology annotation, biological process: protein processing; SREBP signaling pathway. The coding region runs from base 1 to 1044 and encodes 347 amino acids. The record is from RefSeq and is a predicted model, not a curated record.